ACGGCCAGCCGUGGCAUUUCCUGCUUUGCUCUCAGGUCCUAACUUUCGUUUUCUCUGCCUGGGUCACGCUGUUUCCUGGCAUAGGAGGAGAAAGGCACAGCAUAAAAAUCCAGGCUAGACCCAGGCUGCAGCAGAGCUGUGUCAGCCCCCAGCAGCUCAAACCAGAACAUCGCUGACCUGCAUCUGCACAGUGCAAAGGCCUUUCCUGCUCCUCGCAGCACCCCGCCAGUGAGCAGGUCCCGUGUGCCGUCAGCAAUGGCCUCUGCAAUCCAGAUGCCGGCACCCGUCUGCCUCAUUGAGAACAGCCCAAGGAAGGGGCUGGUGGUCCAGCAGGAGGCCCUGCAGGUGCUGUCAGAGAUCUCCCAGCCGGUGGUGGUGGUGGGCAUCGCUGGGCUGUACCGCACCGGCAAGUCCUACCUCAUGAACAGGCUGGCUGGGCAGAGGAAAGGUUUCUCCAUGGGCUCUAGUGUGCAGGCCCACACCAAAGGGAUCUGGAUGUGGUGUGUCCCUCACCCCUGCCGGCCUGGACACACUCUGGUGCUGCUGGACAGUGAAGGUCUGGGCGACGUGAAGAAGGGCGACACCAAGAAUGACACGUGGAUCUUUGUGCUGACCGUCCUGCUCUCCAGCACCCUGAUCUACAACAGCAAAGGCUCCAUUGACCAGCAGGCCCUGGAGCAGCUGUACUAUGUGAUGAGGCUGACUGAGCGUAUCAAGGUGAAAGCAGCACCCGAGGAGAGUGAAGAUGGCCUGGAGGAGGCAGGACAAUUAGUCCCCUUCUUCCCGACUUUUGUCUGGGCUGUGCGGGAUUUCACCCUGCAGCUGGAGAAGGACGGGAAGGAGAUCUGUGAGGACGAAUACUUGGAGGACGCGCUGGAGUUAGAGCCUGGUGACAGCCCGGAGACACAACGCUGCAACCAGCCCCGGGAAUGCAUCCUCCGGUCCUUUCCGCAUCGCAAGUGCUUUAUUUUUGACCAGCCAGCCAGCAGGAGUGAGCUGGUGCGCUUGGAGGAGCUUCAGGAUGAUGAGCUGAAUCAAGACUUCCAGCAACAGGUGGAGAAAUUCUGCAGGCACAUCUGGGAAAAGUCUCCACCUAAGAGCAUCCCUCAUGGGCGCAUCCUGACAGGGAACCUGCUGGGGAAGCUGGCAGAGACCUACGUGGAGGCCAUCGAGAGCGGAUCAGUGCCGUGCCUGGAGAGUGCAGUGCUGGCCCUGGCAGAGAUGGAGAAUGCAGCGGCGGUGAAAGAGGCUGUGACAUUGUACCAGAAUCUGAUGAAGCAGCGGGCAAAGCUGCCGACAGAGACUGUUGAGGAAUUGCUGGAGUUGCACAGGCAGUGUGAUCAGGAGGCUCUGGAGCUGUUCCACAAACGGGCAUUUGAGGAGGGCAUGUGCCGUUUCCAGGCAGAGCUCACGCGCCAGGUGGAGGAAGUCAAGGAGAAGUUCUGCAGAGGCAAUGAGGAGGCAUCCCGUGCCAAGUGCGAGGAUGCUCUCAGGGAGCUCUUCCAAGACAUGGAGAGACGCCUCGGUGAUGGUGACUACAAUGUUGCCGGUGGGUUCCAGCUGUUCCAAACAGACCUGCUGGCACUGGUGAAGAAUUACCGGGAAGUGCCUGGCAAGGGAGUGAAGGCCGCUGCUGUCCUUCAGGAGUUCCUCCAAAGGCUCAAGUUUCUGGCCAGUGUCAUCCUCACCGUAGACCAGUCCCUGAAAGAGAAGGAAGAGGAGCUGAAACGUGUGCAAGAGCAGUACAAGAGAGCUGAGCAGAAGCAGAAGAAACUAAAGAUGAUUCUUACUGCACUAUCAGUGUUGUUUGCUGUGGUAUCUGUCAUAAUUGCCUUUUGAGACCACUGAGACUUUUAAGAUUUCCCCUUUAGUGACAUUGUGUAGGGUCCCCAAGUACGAUUGUUGUCAGUUUUGAAAGCCUUUCUUGCAAGACGCUUGCCACAGAGCACAUGAGCGGCCUCCACAUUCACUUGUACCAUAUCUCUUUCUUUCCUGCACACUUCUUCCAGGAGAAGCUGUUCUCCCCUCUCUUCCCAGAGCACCCGGUCUCUUGUUCCAUCUGAAGGCAGGGAAACGUCUUCACCCAUGGUGGCCCUGGGCACGGAGAGGCCGUGAUGGCAGCAGGCAGGGCUGAGAGCAUUUGGCCGUGAUGACAACAAGUCAGUAGAGGAUCAAGGCCACCUCUUCUAGAGACCUCACCAGGCCUAUGGAGAACAUGCUUUAGAGAAAGCCCACUGGCUGUUUUCCUAGGGUCACACCUAGUGCAGCAGCAUGAAGAAGCAUGGGGGCUGUGACCUCGAUCCAGGAAUGCUGGUGGAGAGCAGUCCCAGCGUGCUUGGCACCAGCCCUGGGCAGACCUCACCAGUGUGAGCCCACAGCCUGGGGAGCAACAAAUGCAAGCCAACCUCUGCUGGGUCACCCUUCCCACCUUGCAUCUUGGCAAGGCUUUUCUCCAUUUGAAGCUGUGAGGAAGGUCUCCCCAUGGGGCUGUACUGUGCUCCAUCACCCAUCUCCAUUCUGCUCCCAGUUUCUUGUCUUCAGGGCGAGAGAUCCCCAAGCACCCUUUCCCAGGAGUGUCUGGGGUGGUAGACCAAGACACGGCUGUAGAGGGGUCCUGUGAGGAGUGCAUCCCAUUGCAGUGGUUGGGGCCAGGACAGAGUUGAUGUUCUCUUUAGAUGCUGGAGAGGUUCUGUGUUUCAGGAUUGUUGAUACCCCCCCUGUUUGGCUGCUGGUGAACAGUGCCUGCCCAGCACCAAGAACUCCUCUAUUCUCAUCCUUCAGCCAGCCAGCUGGGGGUUGGCAAGACACUGGAGGGGACACAACUGGGAAAGGUGACCCCAGCUGACCGAAGGGACAUCCCAUAGGAUACUGUGCUCAAGGAAUGGAAGCUAGGGAAACAGGGAGGAAGGGAGGAUGUUUGGAGUUGUGGCAUUUGCUUUUCCAAGCCACUGUUACAUGUGAUGGAGGCCUGCUUCCCUGGGGGUGGCUGAACAUCUGCCAGCCCAGAGGAAGUAGUGAAAGAAUCCCUUCUUUGGCUUUGUUUGCACACGCAGCUUUUGGUUUACCUAUUAAAAUGUCCCUAUCUUGA
Cuculus canorus (common cuckoo) is the source of this 3088-nucleotide messenger RNA. RefSeq names its product guanylate-binding protein 1-like. The coding region runs from base 256 to 1839 and encodes 527 amino acids. The record is from RefSeq and is a predicted model, not a curated record. NCBI's taxonomy places the organism in Eukaryota, Metazoa, Chordata, Aves, Cuculiformes, Cuculidae. The transcript has 11 exons. Gene Ontology annotation, molecular function: GTP binding; GTPase activity.